Armigeres subalbatus is the source of this 5273-nucleotide messenger RNA. Its product is annotated as carnitine O-acetyltransferase-like. Bases 471 to 2318 code for a protein of 615 amino acids. Gene Ontology annotation, cellular component: peroxisome. Gene Ontology annotation, molecular function: carnitine O-acetyltransferase activity. NCBI's taxonomy places the organism in Eukaryota, Metazoa, Arthropoda, Insecta, Diptera, Culicidae. The record is from RefSeq and is a predicted model, not a curated record. The transcript has 3 exons. Gene Ontology annotation, biological process: carnitine metabolic process, CoA-linked.
CUACCACCCACCUCAACGACUUCAACCUGAUCAAUGCAGUUAGGGCUGUUUAUUCCGUUUAUUCUCUUCGGUUCUAUUUGUCAAACUUUUUAAGUUGUGUUCCAAAAAAGUUAUUUUUAAUUAUAUAACAUAAUUAUACAAUAAACUCAAUAAUAGCUUGUUUGAACAGUGUUUCAAAAAAAUAGAAUCCGCUGAAGCCAUAGCAUUUUGAAGAAUCAAGUUGCAUUCCAGUUAUUCCAGUUCCGCUCAUUGCCGCACCGCAGUGUUCACCGUGGUUCACCUUUCACUUUCCGUCAGAGGAAGAAAAAAACAAGUUACACACCCACAAAACUGUUCUACGUGAUAUUGAGGAGACUGCUGUUGACGUGGUAAAGUGGCAAAAUUUAUCAGUCCCGAAGAGAUUCGCAUUCGAAUUCAGCUGCUUGAGAUAGCUACGCGUGUGUUCACAUUUGCGAACGAACAUCAUCAUCAUGAUGCGACUGCUGCAGACGAAAACAAUCCCGGUUGUGGGCAGUCCUAUGCUGCGGAGAAUGCUCACCGCGGUCAGCAAUCCUAACCUUCCGGCUUUACCCCUGCCGAAGCUGGCCGACACCAUGAAUAAACUGCUCGUCACUAUCGAACCACACGUCACCAAGGAUGGCUAUCAGCGCAGCAAGUCGGCGGUCGAGAAGUUCCUGGCCCCCGGAGGGGACGGUGCCAAGCUGCAGAAGCUGCUGGAGGAGCAUGCUUCUCGCAAAAAGAACUGGCUUUCGGACUGGUGGUUGCAAUCAGCUUAUCUGCAGUAUCGCGACCCUGUGAUUAUCUACUCAAGCCCGGGACUGGUGUUCCCCAAGUUGAAGUAUGUCAAGGUAGAAGACCAGUUGAAGACUGCCGCCAGGAUAACGUUCGGGGCCUUGCUGUACAAAAGGAUGAUCGACCGGGGUCAAAUGCGGCCCGAAAUGAUGGGAAAGGCUCCAUUGGACAUGCAACAGUACAAUAAGAUCUUCGGAACGUGCAGAGUACCUGGAUUGCCUGCGGAUUCACUGCAGUUCCACCCGGAUUCGACGCACAUCGUAGUUGCGUCAAACAAUCAGUUCUUCAAGGUUGAGGUGGGAAAUUCCGACAACAUUUUCGGUGAGGAUAAAAUACUGACAAUGCUCCGCCAAUGCUACGACAUGUCGCGUCAAAAAGCCGAACCGAUUGGGAUGCUGUCUGCUCUACCUAGAGACAGUUGGCACGAAGCCUACGAAGUGUUAAUCGCCGAUCCAACCAACAAGGAAACAAUCAAAACUAUUCAAAGUUCAUUAUUUGUAUUGUCGUUAGACUACACUAUCGGAAACCCCUCGGGGGAUGACGCCGUAGAUGCUUGCCAUAUGUUGAUUCACGGAGGGGGAUCAAACGCCAACUCCGGCAAUCGCUGGUACGAUAAAACCCUCCAACUUGUGGUUGGUCCGAAUGGCGUCAACGGUCUCACCUAUGAACAUUCUCCCGCAGAAGGACAACCAAUUGCGGUACUGACAGACUUCAUCAUCAAUCAUAUCGCUAAGGGCGAUCAAGAUGGAUCGGUUCGUGAGGCCCCAGUCCCUUCAAAGCUCGCUUUCAACCUGUCUCCAAAAGCACACGAACUUCUUCAGAAAGCCUCCGCAAGCCACGACAAGCUGAUCAAGGACUUAGAUAUGAACUACCUACACUAUACCGGAUAUGGCAAGAACUUCAUCAAAACCCAGAAGAUGAGUCCGGACAGUUUCAUCCAAAUGGCAAUCCAGUAUGCUUUCUACAAGCUCCAUCGUACCCCCGGUGCCCACUACGAGUCCGCCCAGACUCGACUGUACGAAGGUGGUCGAACGGAAACCAUUCGAUCCUGUUCGAACGAAUCCAUUGCGUUCGCCCAAACCAUGCUGGAACCGUUCCGCAGCAAUCGGGAGAAAGCGUCGAAGCUCAAAUCCGCUGUCGACUCACACAAGCAGUACGCUUCGAAGGCGGUUCAAGGUUUUGGUGUUGAUCGCCACCUGCUCGGUCUGAAACUGAUUGCCAAGGAAAAUAACAUACCGCUGCCGGAGCUGUUCAAGGAUGAGGGUCUGCUGGCCAGUCAGCACAUGCGUUUGUCGACCAGUCAAGUGGCCUCCCGAUACGAUGCCUUCAUGUGCUACGGUCCAUUGACCGGUGAUGGGUACGGCUGCUGCUACAAUCCCAAGGACAACGACAUGUGGUUCGGCAUUUCCUCGUGGAAAUCCAAUCCGAUUACGGAUUCGACGGCAUUCCGGAACUGUCUGCAGCAGGCCCUGGACGAGAUGUUUCAGGUGCUGAGUGCGUCCAGUGUACCGAGUAGCAAGCUGUAGGGGGAGUUAUUGCGGAUUGUUAUGUGUGGAAUAUGUUGACUGAUUAUAGGUUCUGCUGUAUCGCUUAAUUCCAACCAUCAAGAGUGCGAAUGUCAGUACAACGAAUAGCGAAAACAAUAUUCAACUGAGAACCGAUUACCGAAUAGACGCCGGCGCCAUCGUUGAAGGCCACGAACACGCUGCUUGCAUGCAGUGGAAUAGAGCUUAGGGACACUUAACGUUCAAGAAAACUGGAGGAACAUCGCCCAAGAACGAUGAUAAUGGAGCUCUACAAUACCCCCAGUUGAGUUAGGUAGUAUCGUCUCGUAAGGAAAUAUUUCACAAUCCAAUAUGCCUGAACAUGAAACUCGCCAUACUUAACACAAAAAAUAGACAAAAUAGUUUAUUUCACAUCCUGCAGUAAGGUUUUUUAAAACGUCACAAUAGAUACAUCAAUUGUAAUGUAACGCCCUGUCAUUCCGAACGAACCGAGCACAAUACCGAAUGAAAGGGAAAACCCGACGUAUUCUCAAAAGUGGUUCCUAUAUAUCUAUGGCGUACUUUAUGCAGUCUUUGUAUUCGUUAGUUUGUGUCUUACUUAGGUGCUUUGACUUAACCAACAGGACCUGCCAAUGAGUCAGCCAAAAAAUACAUCAGGGCCAACUAGAAAUCACUUCUUUUCGGCACUGUACCUAAGAACCCUGCGCCUUCAUCUCUACCAUUAUGUCUUUGUGAAACGUUUGAGCUUUCACUCGUUUGAUGUAUUUUCUUUUACAAUUAAUAUGUAUGUAUGUAGGUAAAUUAGUUAAAAACUAGUAUUUUUUUGUUAAAUAUUUGUUUUUUUUGUAUGAUAUAACAUAUAGACUUUUUUUCACAGUAAGACAACAAUAUAACAAAAUCAUUAAAUGUAAUAACUAAUCCUAGAAAUAUGUUCGCUAAUAUAUACUCCUGGGCUCAUUUCGGUUUUCUAUUGUUUAUUCCCUGAAUAGGGUGCUGCCUUCCACUAUAAUGUGGAAGGCUGUACUCUGUAACAGAUAUUCCUCAGGUUCUCUAUCUCUCUAAGAAACUGUGUCCCACGAAAAGUUCAACAAGUUGCACAACAUCUACUACUAGUUUUGUUCAGGUUAUCUCUGUGUGCUGCUGGAGUGUACUUGAUAGUUUGAUGCCUUCUUUCUAUUGUUCUUAUCACACUGUUUCCCAGUUUUUAGUAUGUAUUGAACUACAUAAGUAAAUAUGUGUUUGUCUAAUUGUGUUUUUCCCUAAAUUCUGAAUGGCAGUCUGUGUAGUAUGGGUAAUGUUUUCGCUUCAACUGGUUUCACACGUUCAAAGCUAACAUUUCUAUCAGGCCUGGUUAGACGAAUGAUUUCUAACAUAUUAUUCUCGAAAAACAUCAGUCAAUCAAAUACUUGUAAUAAACAUUUAUAAGGCUUUCUGGACACUAGGAUAAGGCUUUUUUUCCUAUCAACCUGCUGACUUCUUCAUAUAAUACGUAUCCGCUUUUGAUGAGAGAUGAAAUCUUGUAAAAUCCAGAUAGAAGAAAAGUAUAUGAUGUUCAAAAUGUUUAACAAUCGGUGCUAUGUAUGACUUUAUUAGGCAAGCUAAAAGCUUGACAUCGACUAGAAAGUAUAAUGCUUAGGCUACUGACAUAAUUUAGAUGAACAAUGAGUUACACUAAACUUCUAAACAAUGUCAAAAUCAAUGAUAGCUGCAUUGCGCUGUGCAAUCAGAUGUUGUUGCAUUUUUCGAACGAGCAUUUUAUAAAAUCGAACAUGGACUUUGCUUAAAAUCUGAAUCAAUACAGACAGGGCAUACAGUUUUUCUUUUCGAAUUUCUUUUUCAUACAAGCAAUUGUCAAGAUCAAAAAUACUUCUCCGGUUUGUAGCCUUAAAGUUUAGUUCAGGACAUGACGGCUAAGAAUAAAAAACGUAUUUUAUUAUAGCGAAUGUGCAGUAAACAUUAACGCUUAAGGCAAUUAUGCCAGCAUAAAAAAUGAGGAAUAGAAUAGUAAAACAAAAGGAUACCUGUUUCGAGGGCAAAAAUGAAUCAAUCAAUGCUCUCACAACUCACAUCAUCGUUAGAGUUGCCUUUGGCUGACAAACAAAACGCUACACAACGAAGUAUUUAUAGUAUUGAUGUAUAAUACCGGAUCAUAACAAGAUAAUAGUACCGAUUGAUAAAACAGUUUUUUAAUGUGCAAUUUAUCGAAGAAACACUGAGAGAAAUAGUAUCCUGAAUAUUGACAGAAUUACAAUACAUACUUUUAGUAUAUAAAAAUUUCGUUUAACGUUAUUUAGUACCGUGAUCAUCUACGUUUUUGUUCUAUUUUCAUAUAAAUUGUUUUGCCUAAGAAUGUUGAUUCAACAAAUAUAUAUCUUGAUCUUCGUGUGCAAAAUAUUGCACAGAAUUUACGAAAGUUUUGAAAAUUUUCCUCCUUUUUCCUAAACGACUUAAAAUGUUUCGACAUUCGAUUUCCAAAAGUAUUGUGGAUCGCUCCGAUUUUCAUCCUUAAAAACCUACCCAAACUCGUUUUACUUACCAACUUCGAUGCCUCCCACCGGUGGUUGAAAGCCGUUUCUCACCAGGAAGUAGCCAUCCGUUAGAUGUCGGAAAUAGCCUUCCCCCCAUAGGCAGGAGCGUACACGGUGAGUAGCGGGUGUGGCGCGCACAGUCGCUGGAUGACGAUAAACGGGAAGCCUAGUAGUCUCGCCGACUGACUGGUGGCAGCAAGGGGCGAAAUGCUGAUCUUCUGGCAAAUCGCCUUUGGUUAGUGCCGUCACCGUUAGCGACCGGUCGUCGUCCGUCCACGCCUACCACAACGUGUUGUUUAAGGAAGGUCCCACGUCGACUAGACUGUUGUGAAAAAAAGAAGAUAAAUCGUUUGCCUGUUAGUGCCAUGCCGGAAGCGAUAUGAAUUGUAGCAAAUGAUACUAUUAAUAUAAAUAAAGUGAAAUAUUAAGUUAGGCGAUAAAAGCACAA